This is a messenger RNA of Eutrema salsugineum, 1278 nucleotides long. Its product is annotated as putative RNA-binding protein YlmH. The record is from RefSeq and is a predicted model, not a curated record. Lineage: Eukaryota; Viridiplantae; Streptophyta; Magnoliopsida; Brassicales; Brassicaceae. Gene Ontology annotation, molecular function: RNA binding. The coding region runs from base 111 to 1073 and encodes 320 amino acids. The transcript is spliced from 10 exons.
AAAAAUUUGAUCUUUUGUAAUAGAGUAUAAACUCAUUAGAUGUCGAGAAAACCUUCUAAUGGACUUAGAGGCUUCUCCUUAACCGAGGUUUCAGUCAGAGACACAAAGCUAUGGCUGUCACCAGUUUGGCUCCUCCAUGGGUUGUCCUGAGACAAGCUUUCCGAACAGUCGCAGCUUCUACUUAUCUUCACACAACUCACAAAACCCUAAUCACAAAUCGCACUAUUCCUCUUUCGUCUCCUCUCCGGCAUUCAGCUUUGAGAAGAUGUCACGUUGUAGAAGCCAUAAAAGGAGAUGUAGAUUUUCUCCUCAAAGGAGUUGGAGACCAAGCUGUUGCUAAAGAAGUUAAGCAAAUCCUUGAGAUGGCGAGACGUGCAGCAUCAAGAAGAGAAGUUCUUCACACUGAUUUUCUCACACCACCGAUUGUUAAGGAAUCAGUUUCAGUAUUGGCAAAAGUUGCUGAUGUUACAAUAGUUGCCCAGGGAGGUUACCCUGAGGCUGAAAGGUGUAGGAUCUCGGUUGGACAUCCUGAUGUCUUAACCAAUGAUCCAGAUAUAGUUGCAGCUUUGAGUAUCACAGGGAACUUCGGCUUUCAACCUUGUUCACAUGGUGACUUCCUUGGUGCGAUUCUUGGCACUGGAGUUUCCAGGGAUAAACUUGGGGAUAUCUUAGUUCAGGAAGAAAAAGGAGCUCAGGUCUUGAUAGUUCCUGAACUAGUCGACUUUAUUGUUUCAGCUCUCGACAAGGUUGGGAAUGUCUCUGUAACGUGUACUAAGAUACCUUUGCUUGCUCUUGAAUACGAACCUCCUAGGACUAAUUCCUUCAAAACCGUGGAAGCCUCGUUGAGGAUUGAUGCAGUAGCUAGUGCUGGUUUCAAGAUUUCCCGGUCAAAACUAGUUGAUUUGAUUAGUAGUGGGGAUGUUCGGGUUAACUGGGCAACCGUUACCAAGAACGGAACCACGGUAAAGACCGGUGAUGUUGUCUCUGUUAGUGGGAAAGGGAGACUCAAGAUUGGAGAGAUCAAUGAAACGAAGAAAGGAAAAUUUUCUGUUCAAAUCAUCAGAUUCUUAUAGAAAGAAGCUCUCAGGGAUCUUCCAUUUUUCAUUUCUCUUUUUCUUCUUAGGGCCCUUCUUCUUCUUAUACAUACUUUUUUUGUUUAUUUGUUCUUGUUUAAUUUCUUCGUUUGCUGUCAUUCUGUAGAAUCAUGGCAAGAUGCAAUAAACUAAUCUUGAUUUUUUCCUGUUUUAAAAAAUUAUAAUGAAAUUUUGUUUGUUUUGU